ACGUGGUUUUAGUCGGUCCAAUCAAAUGGACGAAUCCAGUUUGCACGUUCUCGAUGAGCGCGGGGAGGACAGCGACGGAUUGUAGCGCACCCGUGUUUCCAUCCACAUUACCGGGAGAAUCCACAGUUUCUACUAAAAAUGUCAGAAGAAAAGCCUAAGGAGGGUGUGAAGACCGAAAAUGAUCACAUCAAUUUGAAAGUGGCGGGGCAAGAUGGCUCUGUGGUCCAGUUCAAAAUCAAGAGGCACACCCCCCUCAGCAAACUGAUGAAGGCCUACUGCGAAAGACAGGGUUUAUCCAUUAGGCAAAUAAGAUUCAGGUUUGAUGGACAGCCAAUCAAUGAGACUGACACACCUGCACAGCUGGAAAUGGAGGAUGAAGACACUAUUGAUGUAUUCCAACAGCAGACGGGAGGGUCCUGUUAAAGAUUGUGCACAUAUGGACAGAGCUUGUUUCCUCGUGCACAUCUUCACAUCAGUUCCAGUGCAGUUCAGGGGUGUGCGUUUGGGAAUCUAAGUUAAAGGAUUGUCUCUCUUUUUAAUCAUCCAAGAACCUAAUUUUCAUUUUGCAGUGUUUUCCCCCUGAACUGAAUUGGUAAUGACAAUUGGUAAUAUUUUUUUUUUUGUGUUGUUUUGAGUUAACAUAUGCCUGUUAUGUUUUUGUAUUAUCUAUGUAUGCUUGCACCUCCCCCAUCUAUUUUUAUAUACAAGGAGGGAAGUUUUGUGAAAGGAUGUUUGUGACUACUUAGAAGUAUGAUUCCACAAAUUAUCGAGUAAAUAGAUCAACUUUAAGUAUCCCUUUUUAUAGUCUAUUUCAAAUCUCAACAUUGUAGCAUUGUGUUAGUUUUGCCUCAGGUUUGAUAAGAAUAGAUUUUGGAUCAUAUUCUUUAGAUGUUUUAAUUUUAAAUUCUGACACUUUGAUGCAGAUGUCUUUAAAGGUUUUCAAUUGUUAUGUUUUGAAGUCUGAAUCUCAGAACAUGAUAUCCAUAAGUGUUUCCCUUAAUUUUAUUGACCGAUAUUUUGCCCUCUGCAGAUGUAACCUCACUGUCUAUCUCACUCUCAUGUAAACUUUCCAGCUUAUCAAGAGUAUUAAACACUAUAUUGGUGUAAUCCGAUUGCGGUUCCACAGUAAACCCAUACCGAAGCAAUGUGUGUAGGUUCCGUUGCGAUUUUUGGAAUGGCAGGGUUAGGGAGAAUAUCCUUUCUCUUCCCAUCUCUCAUUUGUACAUUGUUUGCCCAUUACUAUUGUAUAUAAUAAAUAUAGUUUGAUACUCCA
Myxocyprinus asiaticus (Chinese sucker) is the source of this 1273-nucleotide messenger RNA. Its product is annotated as small ubiquitin-related modifier 3. The record is from RefSeq and is a predicted model, not a curated record. Gene Ontology annotation, biological process: protein sumoylation. NCBI's taxonomy places the organism in Eukaryota, Metazoa, Chordata, Actinopteri, Cypriniformes, Catostomidae. Bases 139 to 423 code for a protein of 94 amino acids. Gene Ontology annotation, molecular function: protein tag activity; ubiquitin-like protein ligase binding. Gene Ontology annotation, cellular component: nucleus. The transcript has 4 exons.